AGCAAGUCCGCCGCUUUUGCUUUCCCAGCAAAAGCUCGUAGCAAUCGAAAAUCGGACCACGCCCGCCGAGCAUGGCGGGCACCGACGCCGAGCGCGACCUUCUUGCCGAGGUCGCGCGCCUCGGCGAGCUCGCGCGGGAGAUCCAGGACUCUGCUUCCUCGCUAAUCUCUAAGACCUGGAACGAGGAACAGACCCUCCGCCAGCGAGCCAUCGCCCUUGAUUCGGACCUCCGCAAACUGGAAACCGCUGCUCGGAAAGCCGCCCUUGAUCCUUCGAUAUCGGAUAAGUUGAAUGAAGGUUUGUGUAGGAUCAGAUGCCUCCUCAGUGAUGGCGAUGUGGCGCCACUCCUCCCCAGCAAGAACAAUGGUCGCUUCUUGAAGAUGUUUCUUGGCCCUAUAAAUGUUCGGGCAACAAGGAAGGAGGUUCAACUCAAAGUGAAGGAGGAGUAUAACAGUUACAGGGAUAGAACAGCAGUCCUGUUUCUUCUCUUUCCAUCAACUCUAUUAAUUCUAAGGUCUUGGAUCUGGAACGGAUGCCUGCCAGCAUUGCCUGUUCAGUUAUACCAGGCUUGGUUAUUAUUUCUUUACACAAGUUUGGCUUUGAGAGAAAACAUAUUGAGAGUCAAUGGAAGUGAUAUCCGUCCUUGGUGGAUAUAUCAUCACUACUGUGCUAUUGUGAUGGCCCUUGUAAGUCUGACAUGGGAGAUUAAAGGACAACCAGAUUGUGCCAAUAAGCAGAGAGGAGUACAGUUAUUUUUAGUGUGGGCCAUCAUGCAAGGUGUUGCUAUGCUUUUACAAAAUAGAUAUCAAAGACAAAGAUUGUAUACUCGCAUCGCACUGGGAAAGGCAAAGAGAAUGGAUGUGGUGUGGGGAGAGACUGCUGGUGUUGAAGGGCAAUUAUGGCUGUUAUGUCCCAUCUUAUUUAUUUUGCAGGGUUUUGAAGCUUAUGUUGGGAUGUUACUGCUUCAAACUGCAUUAAUUGGUGUAGUGUCUGCAUGGCAGGUCAUUGUUUGUGGAAUCUUGCUGGUUGUGAUGGCUGUUGGUAACUUCAUAAACACAGUGCAGACAUUGAUGGCAAAGUCAAAGUUUAAGGCAAAGAUGAAGAGGAGCAAAAGCAAGCAGGAUAUGGAUCAGUUUUUGUCAACUGAUUCAAGAUAGUUUGAUCCAAGUAAUCAUAUCAUCCUAAUCCUAAUCACUGUUUUUGUAAAGCAUUAUUUUCCUGCUGGUUUUUUGCUUGCCAAUCUAGCAAAAGACAUGUAUGAUAGUGAUAAUAAUGUUCAUGGUUUUUGCGAGUUAUGAAUAAGUUUCGAGCAAGUUUCGAGCUUGUGAUGAUUCCAACUUGA
Messenger RNA from Dioscorea cayenensis subsp. rotundata (Guinea yam), 1342 nucleotides. RefSeq names its product transmembrane protein 120 homolog. NCBI's taxonomy places the organism in Eukaryota, Viridiplantae, Streptophyta, Magnoliopsida, Dioscoreales, Dioscoreaceae. Gene Ontology annotation, cellular component: membrane. The record is from RefSeq and is a predicted model, not a curated record. Bases 72 to 1157 code for a protein of 361 amino acids. The transcript is spliced from 10 exons.